AUGGAGCUGAAAACCCUCUUUGAGAAGGAUAUACGAAUUGUGCAGGAUCUUUUUGCCCUUCCUGUCUUGCUUCAUGUCGAUGAUCGUAUGGUCAAUUAUGACCACCUCAUCCCGGGUCAACACUCUUGGUCGGUACUCUCGGUCGGUUUGUCCUACUCACUGUCUUUGGCGCUGGUGUGGAUGCAGCCAGUGCUCAACUCGCUGAAGGACUGUUCAUGGCUAUGUUUGGUAAUUUUCAGUGGCACGGAAGGCAUGCCAGAGCAGUAA
Penicillium soppii is the source of this 267-nucleotide messenger RNA. RefSeq lists its product as uncharacterized. The transcript has a single exon. The coding region runs from base 1 to 267 and encodes 88 amino acids. Lineage: Eukaryota; Fungi; Ascomycota; Eurotiomycetes; Eurotiales; Aspergillaceae. The record is from RefSeq and is a predicted model, not a curated record.